Messenger RNA from Canis lupus familiaris (dog), 1506 nucleotides. It is a transcript of the gene C10H2orf92, whose product is annotated as chromosome 10 C2orf92 homolog. The record is from RefSeq and is a predicted model, not a curated record. The transcript is spliced from 12 exons. Lineage: Eukaryota; Metazoa; Chordata; Mammalia; Carnivora; Canidae. Bases 380 to 1219 code for a protein of 279 amino acids.
AGCCCAGGGCUCCCCACAACCCCGCAGCCUCCAGCCCUGCAGCAGUGCAACGUGGAGUCCUAAUUCGUUUACCAAACUGAGCCGUAGGUAUUUGUUCUCACCUAUCAGGAUACAUUUUUGGCAUUUCCAUGCAUCAGGCCUCUUGUGGUUGGCACCUUUCCCACCAGUCUCAGAUGGGAAAGCCAAAUCCCUCAGAACUCUACUGCCCAAGAGCACGAGGCACUCAAAAGGUGGACUAGAACCCAAGUCCAGUUCUCCUUCUCCUGGAGCAGGCUCAAAUACUGAAUUUUCAUCAAGUUCAAAAACUUUGGAUGAAGGUUUGGCUAAAAUAUUUGAUGAAAUUCUACAGCAAGUGUUUUCCAAAGUUCCACUUGAUAAAAUGAGAACAGCAGGAAAAUCAAUUACAAAGAGAGAAGUCAAAGAAAGUAAAGGCCUCUUGUGGUUGGCACCUUUCCCACCAGUCUCAGAUGGGAAAGCCAAAUCCCUCAGAACUCUACUGCCCAAGAGCACGAGGCACUCAAAAGGUGGACUAGAACCCAAGUCCAGUUCUCCUUCUCCUGGAGCAGGCUAUCCUCCAGUAAAGAGCUUGAAAAAUACUGAAUUAAUAUCAAGUUCAAAUAAUCGAGAACAACAUUUAGCUAAACUAUUUGAUGAUAUUCUACACCAAGUGUUUUACAAGGUUCCACAUGAGACAUCGUUUGCUGAAGCAAGGACAGCAGGCAACUCAAUUACAAAGAGAGAAAUGAAAGAAAGUUUCAUCAAAGCAGCUAGUGUUGCUGGGUAUUCUACUGAACCAAGAUUUCUCCUUGGCAGCAUGGACAGAAUUUCUAUUAAUGGGAGGAGGGAUAAGGAACCCUCUCUCGUCAAUGGGAACAUAAAUGAGCGGCUUACUACUGGUGAUGAAGAAGGAUUUCAAGAAGCAGUUAGGACAGAUACUCAAGAUAAGAAUGUGCCAUGUACACAGCUUCUGCACUUUCUCCAGAGGAACAUCAUCCUUGCCGCUGCCUCGGUGGCGGGAAUCCUCGUGGUCACAACGUUGUUGCUGCUGGCAUUGACCACGUGCAUCAGGAGGAAACGGCCAUUACAUCCUCCGGCAAACACGACGUAUAAUGUUUUUAUUAUGAGUGGGAAGUCUUGGUGGCAAAAGUAUCAAGAAAAGAACCUCAGAAAACACAGCGAUAAACAGAAACAGUUGUUGAAGAGCAAGUCCCAUAUCUAAGCCAGGUGGUGUGGCCAGCCAACGCAGGACUGGAAGCUGUGGUGCCAAGCAAUUCUCCAUCCAGACACUGUGGAGAGGCAUUUGGAUUUCUGGCUGUGAGGUGUGCUCUACAAAAUGUUUACCUUCUCAGUGCGAUCUUGAAUGGACCAAGGAACAAAUGUUUUACCACAGGAUGCUUGUAGUGUGGUGCGGCACUCAUGGCUAGUGCAGGAGACUCAGCACAUUUGCCAGAGGACAAACCUGACCAACUCUGGGUUGACUGAUUUAUUAAAGCAUCAAUUCUCUGA